Vollenhovia emeryi is the source of this 2159-nucleotide messenger RNA. RefSeq names its product protein FAM46C. The record is from RefSeq and is a predicted model, not a curated record. Gene Ontology annotation, biological process: mRNA stabilization. The transcript has 2 exons. NCBI's taxonomy places the organism in Eukaryota, Metazoa, Arthropoda, Insecta, Hymenoptera, Formicidae. Gene Ontology annotation, molecular function: poly(A) RNA polymerase activity; RNA binding. The coding region runs from base 716 to 2065 and encodes 449 amino acids.
AGUUGGUUCGCCGCGGUGACUGGUGGUGUCGUAGACGUGUUAACGCUGAAAAAACCUCCACCGCUCUGGUCGACACGGUACCCGCGGUUUCCCGAUUGCGCGCAACUUGCCCACGGCCGUGCGAAACGUCUUCGUUUUCCCGGUGCCUCCGGCAAGCGCGCGCGCGCGCGAGAACGGAGCGGCGGCUCGUGGAGCGGACGGGCGCGAGCGGGAGGAGCGGAACGGAGAGAGAGAAAGAGAGAGACCGGUCUGCGCUCGUCGACGUUGACGGGCCUGGAGCUCUCAUCUUCACGGACGCAUAAGCGCGCGAGAGGCGCCGAGCACUCUCGAACGGUGUUCCAGUUACGACCCGCGCGACUCGGCUCCGACUCCUGGUGGCGCAACGUGCCCGACGCCGGCCCGGGACGCUUCUCGUUAUUCCACCACGUUCCAGCGAGGCGCCGUCGUUUAGCACGCGCCGAGGUGCGAUAGAAGGCAAGCGGGGGGCGCGUUCGAGUGCGCGGGCCGCCGAACGGCGCGCGAUCGGGAGGCGAGGCUCUCGGACCGGAUGUUGAUAUCUCCGCGUACUUGAUACGUGACAGCCGCGAUCUCCGACCUCACGAAAGAUCAGUGAAACGUGCCGUGACCUAGUGUCCCGACGACGACAAGGAGGAGAAGGCUUGUACGCACCUGUGGCUCUCUGGAGAUCGGCGAGGAACGCCAGCGUCGGGUUGCUAUGAUGGAGUCGCUCUGCCAGGUGAACGGCAGUAAGACCAACGGCAUUGGCAAUGGAGAUCUUAGCAACGAAACCAACAAUAACACCACGAACAACAACAACAAUCACCACAACAAUAACAACAACACUCACAACAAUAACAGUAGCACCAACAAUGCCACCGAUUGUCCGGAUCCUCAGCAGAGGUUGGCGGUGCUGAGCUUUGAGCAGGUCCGCCGCCUCAACGACGUGAUGAACGAAGUGGUCAGCAUUCACGGUCGAGGAAACUUCCCCACCUUGGAGGUUCGGCUGAGGGAUCUCGUGACGGUGGUGCGCAGUAAGUUAGAGACCGAUCCGAGCAACGGGGGCGCCGGCAUGAGGGUACGCGACAUCCGGCUGAACGGCGGCGCCGCUUCCCACGUGUUAGCCACCGAGUCUCAGCCCUACAACGACCUGGACCUUAUCUUCGCGGUUGAACUAUCCAGCGGCCGUAACUACGACAAGGUCAAGGCCGCGGUGCUCGGCUCUCUGUUCGACUUGUUGCCGGAGGGCGUGAGCCGCAAACGCAUCACCACCUGUAGUCUGAAGGAGGCCUACGUGAGCAAAAUGGUGAAGGUGAACAACGACGGCGACCGAUGGUCCUUGAUCUCCCUCGGCAACUCCCGGGGCCAUCGGAAUGUCGAGCUCAAGUUCGUUGAUUCGAUGAGACGGCAAUUCGAGUUCUCCGUCGACUCCUUCCAAAUUGUUCUCGACUCCCUGCUGCUGUUCUAUGAGUGCAGCAAGCUACCGAUCGCCGAGAAUUUCUAUCCGACCGUAGUGGGCGAGUCCGUCUACGGUGAUUUCCAGGAAGCGCUCUAUCAUCUGCACAAGAAGCUCAUCUCGACGAGGCAUCCCGAGGAGAUACGCGGCGGCGGGCUGCUCAAAUACUGCAACCUACUGGUGAAAAUGUACAAACCGUCUCAACCGGAUUACAUCAAGACCCUCGAGCGAUACAUGUGUUCGAGAUUCUUCAUCGAUUUCCCGGACAUAGGGCAGCAACGAUCCAAACUUGAGAAUUAUCUGUGGAAUCACUUCGUCGGGCCCGAGGAGGAGGCCCUCAAGUAUCAGUACCUGAUGCUGCUUCACAGCGUCGUCGAGGAGUCUACCGUAUGCCUGAUGGGCCACGAGCGACGGCAGACACUCGCCCUGAUCCAGAACCUUGCCUACCAAGUGCUCUGCCAGGAGCAGCAGCAGCGGUUGACGAGUCAUCAACAGGCGCCGCAAGGUCCGCCAGCCACCUACGUCUAUGCCAACGGCUAUUACUACGCGCCCGUGAUACCCACGACGGCGUGCUACACGUGCACCUGCAACUGGAUGGCGUGCUCCUCGUGAUGCGACGAUAUCGGCGAUAACGUCGUAUCCGUAGACGUCGCCACCGCUACCACCGAUACCACCACCACCACCACCGCCACCACUACCACCACCA